CAGUUUUCAAAGGCGGCAUCGCACGCGCCCACCGAUCGCGGUCGAAAGCACGACAAAAUGAAUUCGAGUUUCUAAAUUUGAAUUAUUAAAUACAUUUUUUUUUGUAAUUCGUAAUUCGUACUUAUUGGACAUUUUUUGUUUUAUUUUUUUUUUAAUUAAGAAAAUGUUCGUUCAUAAAAAUUUAUCGAGUGUUUUCGUCAUUGUAUCGCUGGUUUUACUAGCUAAUGCCCAGAAGCCAGGCAAUGUCGAUGUUCGCGAGCUGUCCAGGCAGAACAAAAUAACUCAGCAGAUUCUAGAGGCCUACAUUCAAAAGAAGCUGGGUCUAGCGAGUACAAAUGUUAGGGCGCCGUCCAUUUUCGAUAUACUACCAAUGAAGAAGACCGAAGACCGACCGAUACGCGAGUCAUCAGCUAACAGUAGCACCGACACAUCAGACUACAAUUACCAAGAACAAUCAGACGUUCCUGAAAACCAGGAUUACGUUGAGGACGACAAUUUACAAACUGUUGAAAGCGAACAGAUUGAUUCGAUAUAUCCAGAAGGAAGGAGUAAGAAAUACGCCGGUCACACAUACGAAAAUGAACUAGAACCGGGAUAUCAUUGUUCGAGUUGCAACGAAGACGAAUUGGGCGUGACGCGAUGGACAAUGCCUUUACUCAAGUCCGGUGAAAAGAGAUACUAUCUAGGGAUAUUUUUUAAGGCUAACUGGUUCAAAGCACAACAAUACUGCAGAUUCCACGGCAUGCACCUCGCUUCGAUUUCGUCACAAGAAGAGAAUGACAGAUUAGAAAAAUAUGUCCGUGAAUCAGGUUACGGCAAAGAACAUUUCUGGACAUCGGGUACUGAUUUGGCUGAAGAAGGCAGCUUCUUCUGGCUGGCUAACGGCAGACCUUUGACUUUCGUCAAUUGGAAUGCUGGAGAACCAAAUAACUUCAGAUAUGAAAACGGAGAAGAGGAGAACUGCCUGGAACUCUGGAACAGAGAUGACAAAGGUUUGAAAUGGAAUGACUCACCAUGCUCGUUCGAAACCUACUUCAUCUGCGAAGUCCGAACCGAUUAACAGGGUUGUUGAGAUUGCAUUAGACACAUGUAAAAUAUUUAAUAACAUUAUAAUAUCAAUUUGUUAAGUACAAACUCAUUGUAUACAAGGUCACAACGAAAUAAGUUAGAUGGAAACAGAUUAAAAAUCAUGAACAUUUUGUUGAAAUCUGUCAAAUAGAAUGUCAUUUAGUCGCCAUUUUUGUUGCGAUAAAAGACACAGUGUGCUAGAAAUUCAAAUGCCUUUUCUAUUUUUAUAUGAAAAAUGUUAUUUAAAAAUCUUUUUAUAUAUUUUUAUUGCAAUCCAAGAAUUAUGACGUGGUUCGUUAUUAAAAAUUAUUUAUUUUAUAAUGUUGGCCGAAAUAAUAUGUAUAUAGAUAUACAAUCAAUAAAUAAAACAUAAUUUGUAAGAAACGGUCACUGCCUAAUGAUCUUUUUAUUUCAUAAUCUGGACAAAGGUCCAAGGACUGUCGUCCAUAGUCAAACAUAGUGGUAAAUACAAUAGUUACCUUAGCAAUAACUGUAAAAAUAGAUGUAAGGGUCAAAAAUAAA
Messenger RNA from Danaus plexippus (monarch butterfly), 1590 nucleotides. It is a transcript of the gene tfc, whose product is annotated as C-type lectin 37Db. NCBI's taxonomy places the organism in Eukaryota, Metazoa, Arthropoda, Insecta, Lepidoptera, Nymphalidae. Bases 164 to 1060 code for a protein of 298 amino acids. Gene Ontology annotation, molecular function: carbohydrate binding. The record is from RefSeq and is a predicted model, not a curated record. The transcript has 6 exons. Gene Ontology annotation, cellular component: external side of plasma membrane. Gene Ontology annotation, biological process: biological process involved in interspecies interaction between organisms.